AUGGAAGCGGCAGCUUAUGAGUCCCCUGCUGCACCUGCAGCUGAGCUUCAAAGAAAUAAUCAUCGACGCGAUCACUCUUGGAACUUUGUCACAAACAAUCCUCCUCUACCUCCCAUAUUAGCACCAUCAUCAACUAAUAAUCACACUCAACAUCAAGAACACGAACUAGUAGAUGGAAUAUGUAUACAGUGUCGUAACGCCCUCACAUCUGCAUUCGAACAUUGCCUGUCUCGUCGGACUGGCCUGGCCGAGUCUGAAUCCGUAAUACCAACCAUCGAAUCCAUUCACCAGAUCGACGAAGUAGCGGACGCAACUCAAUUGCAACCACCACCAUAUUUCGAAGUAGUCCCCGAUCCAACGUUAAAAACCAACAAACCACCAUUAUGGGAGGAUCCAGCUACCAAAGUUGCCAGAGAACGAUAUGCGUGGCUGGAAGCUCGUAAAGAUGCAGAACGGGAAGACCCAUCAAAUAUGUAUAUAGGCAAUGGUUCCAUGCCAAUGUUCUCGGGCAUACUGUAUAAAAGGCAAUUGGCCGCGAGGGAUCGUGAGAUUCGCAUGCUGAGAGAGAAGCUGUUUGACAAGGACAGGGCGGAACGGUAUGAACGAGAUAAUGCAGACAAGCUACGGCAUGCUUUAGGAAAGAGUAUGAGGUUUUAUGUGUAUGCCGAAGAGUGGCAGCAACAGGAGAGCUCUAGGUUGCAACGGGAUGUGAGGCUGCUGAAGGCUGAAAUAUCGUCUCUGAUGGCGUUUCUCGUUAGUGCUGAAGAAGAGCGUCGUAAAGUGCUAGCCCAAAUGGAGGAAUUGCAGCAAGUCAUCCACUCCAAAGAUGGCAGAAUACGGGAAGUUGAAUUAGCCCGAGACGAUUUCAAAGUACGGCUGCAUGCUUCAUUCAAGGAAACAUUGGCCAUGAACGAAUCUAUAGUUAAAUUGCAAGAGCUAGUGGACCGAGGUGGUGAAGUUGUCGCCAAACGAAACGAAUUACUACAGCAAGGUUUAGAACGAAUGUCUCAGGACUACGAGAAAGCCCAAUCCGAAGCUAUAGAAUGUAAAACCCGAGUCCGAGAUUUGGAGUUUGAAUUGGCAGAAAUGCAACGCCAAUUUGAUCGAAUGGGUAAUGCCAGAACUGGAGCCGAUAGAGAAUGUGAUCGAUUAAACGCAGAGUGUAUCAAGGCAUCUGCAGAAAUGAAGAAACUGAAAUCGGAUUUGGAUUCUUCGACAUCGUUAAAUGUCAAGCUGGAUCGAGAGUUAACUCUCAUGACACAACUACAAGCUACAACCAAGACAUCCCUCACCAGCCAAAUAGAAGACCUCACCACCAGCCUCGACGUCAUGACGAAAGCCAGACAGACACUAGAUACCGAAGCAACACAGUUGCGUGCUGAAUGCAAAAAACUGAAACAAAAUCUCGAUCACGUCACCAGAGCCAAGGAGACGUUAGAACGUACCAGUGGAGAAGAUAUAGGUAGAUUAGCGGCCGAUGUGUCUUCCCGAGAUUCCACUAUCCGAGAACUACAGUUCAAGAGUGCUGAAGACUCUCGAGUUCUUCGACAACUCAAGGACAAGAACGAGUCUUUGAUGAGUCAAUGUACAGACUUGAUGAAUGGUUUAGAGCACGAAACAGCCGAAGUCAAGUCUCUCAAGUUUGAUGUCAACAAGGGACGACGAGCUGCUGACGAGCAACGACUCAAGCUCGAAGACAGAAUAGACGAGAUGAAGAAGAAGAUGGAAGAAAUGGCUGCUAAUAUCGAAGCUCUGGAGCAUAAUAAGGUUGAUAUGCAGGCUGAGUUAGACAGACGAGCAGAAACAAUUGUGGAAUUAGAGAACGAGUAUGCCAGAUUUAAGGCCGAAUGUGAAGAUACGAUUACAGCUCUCAAGAAGGAGCUGUUGAUGUCUACACAGGCUCAUAUGGCCUUGCAGCAACAGCACAAUUCACUACUGGAGGCUCAUUACGGAUUGAAUGAUACGGAAUCCCAUUUACGAGCCGAUCAUGCGGCCACUACUGCCGAACUAGCUGCCAGGAAUCAAGAAUGUGCUGAUUUGAAGCAAACACUGGCAGAUUUAGAAUCCCAACAUGCCAAACUGAAUGACUUGCACGCUGGCCUGCAACGAGAACAAGAAGACAUGAGACGACAUCUCGACUCAAUCCAAAUCAAAUGCCGUGAACUCUCAGCCCAUCUCGGCAAUGUCGAAAAGGAAUCCGCAUCCACCAUUCGAGAAAAAGAAGCCCUCAUCUUCAACCUCACCAAGGAUUUACACCAUGCUCGUACGGAGGGCCGCCAAGCAAUAGACCAAUUCGAACCACACCGUAUUGAAAUGGAUCGUGUCAAGGCAUCGUUGGAAGUAGCGCGAGUCGACCUCAAAUCCGAAAUCCACGGCCGUCAACGCUGUGAGGCCAAACUCCAGCAGCUCCGUCUUGAAUGCGAAUACGAGAAAACCAAACGAGAAUCACUGGAAUCUACACUAUGUGUAGUUGGAUACCAAUCUGAAGUUCGGCAAGCUGAUAGGAUAUCCAUAUGCCGUGCCCGUGAUCAUUCCUUUGAUGAAGCUAGUCGAUUGCUCAAGCAACAAUUGGAACGGUUGAUGCAAACUGAAGAGCUGAUGCCGCUUGUUAUGAAGGGUGAAAGGCACGGUGGAUGGCGUCCGGAAGAUGAAGAUGAUAUUGUGUCUAGUCCUGCUGUCACAAUUGCCACUUUUGUUGCGCCGGAUUUCGAUGAAGAGUUCCCGCAUGCUAGAAGACAAGUGGGCAAUUUAAGUUUUGUAUCGAAUAGUGCGUCUGUUGAUAAGUCUCAGAGGAGUUCGAGAAUAGUUAAAAAGUAG
Messenger RNA from Synchytrium microbalum, 2817 nucleotides. RefSeq lists its product as uncharacterized. The record is from RefSeq and is a predicted model, not a curated record. Bases 1 to 2817 code for a protein of 938 amino acids. NCBI's taxonomy places the organism in Eukaryota, Fungi, Chytridiomycota, Chytridiomycetes, Synchytriales, Synchytriaceae. The transcript is spliced from 3 exons.